UAAAACUUAGGUCGCCGCACCGCCACCUUGUGCAGCCCGAACCUGAGUCCGCGAUCGCUCGCUCGCCUGCCUCUCCUCCGACAGCAUGAGCUUCACCACCCACUCCACCACCUUCUCCACCAACUACCGGUCCCUGGGCUCGGUCCGGGCGCCAAGUCACUGGGCCCGGCCCGCCAGCAGCGCGGCCAGCGUCUAUGCGGGCGCGGGGGGCUCGGGGUCCCGGAUCUCUGUGUCCCGCUCCACCAGUUUCCGCAGUGGCCUGGGAUCCGGGGGCCUGGCUGCCGGGGUAGGAGGUGUGAUGGGAAUAAGUGGCAUCCAGACCGAGAAGGAGACCCUGCAAGGCCUGAACGACCGCCUGGCCUCCUACCUGGACCGAGUGCGGAGCCUGGAGACUGAGAACCGACGGCUGGAAGGCAAAAUCCGGGAACAUCUGGAGAAGAAGGGACCCCAGGUCAGAGAUUGGGGGCAUUACUUCAAGACGGCCGAGGAGCUGAGGGCUCAGAUCUUUGCAAGUUCUGUGGACAAUGCCCGCAUCGUCCUGCAGAUUGACAAUGCUCGCCUUGCUGCUGACGACUUUAGAGUCAAGUAUGAGACAGAGCUGGCCAUGCGCCAGUCUGUGGAGGCCGACCUCAACGGGCUCCGCAAGGUUAUCGAUGACACCAAUAUCACCCGGCUACAGCUGGAGACAGAAAUCGAGGCUCUGAAAGAGGAGCUGCUGUUCAUGAAGAAGAACCACGAGGAGGAAAUCAAGGGUCUCCAGGCCCAGAUUGCCAGCUCUGGGUUGACGGUGGAGGUAGAUGCCCCCAAGUCUCAGGACCUCAACAAGAUCAUGGAGGACAUCCGGUCCCAAUAUGAGGAGCUGGCUCGGAAGAACCGAGAGGAACUGGACAAGCACUGGUCCCAGCAGAUUGAAGAGAGCACCACAGUGGUCACCUCGAAGUCCAAAGAACUUGCAGAUGCGGAGAUGAUGGUCACAGAGCUGAGACGCACAUACCAGGCCUUGGAGAUUGAACUGGACUCCAUGAAAAGCCUGAAGGAGAGCUUGGAGAACAGCCUGACGGAUGUGGAAACACGCUACACCAUGCAGAUAGAGCAGCUCAAUGGUGUCCUCUUGCACCUGGAGUCUGAACUGGCACAGACUCGAGCAGAAGGGCAGCGCCAGACCCAGGAGUAUGAGGCUCUGCUGAAUAUCAAGGUCAAGCUGGAGGCCGAGAUUGCUACCUACCGCCGCCUCCUGGAAGAUGGGGAGGACUUCAGUCUCAGCGAUGCCCUGGACAGCAGCAACUCCAUGCAAACCCUCCAAAAAACCACCACCCGCAGGAUUGUGGACGGCAAAGUCGUGUCUGAGUUCAAUGAUACCAAAGUGUUGAGACACUGAGGCAGAGAAAUGAACGGGGUAUCCUGGGGAACUGAGAGCCAAUAAAAAUUGAGAGGACAUUA
Dipodomys spectabilis (banner-tailed kangaroo rat) is the source of this 1440-nucleotide messenger RNA. RefSeq names its product keratin 18 (gene Krt18). The record is from RefSeq and is a predicted model, not a curated record. Bases 86 to 1378 code for a protein of 430 amino acids. Lineage: Eukaryota; Metazoa; Chordata; Mammalia; Rodentia; Heteromyidae. Gene Ontology annotation, molecular function: structural molecule activity. Gene Ontology annotation, biological process: intermediate filament cytoskeleton organization. Gene Ontology annotation, cellular component: keratin filament. The transcript has 7 exons.